AUGUCUGCAAACAACUUCUCCGGUACCAAUCCCGCGGGAUCCAACCACCCCACAAGCACACAACCCACUGCCACCUCCACUAGUGGCAACAAGGGCACUGAGGCUGGAGAAGGCUUGAAGGGCCUCUUCGCCAAGGGUCACGGCAUUGGCGAGUCCAUUCGCGGCAACAUCAACUCAGCGAUUGACGGCUUCACCGGAGACGACGCAUCUCUGGCAAAGAAUGAGCAGGUUGCUCGUGGUGGUGAGCAGGAGUUCCAGACUGGAAAAUUCGGAAAGCAAGGAACCACUGACAAGGCCCUUUAA
Molecule: messenger RNA, 303 nt
Organism: Aureobasidium melanogenum CBS 110374
Lineage: Eukaryota; Fungi; Ascomycota; Dothideomycetes; Dothideales; Saccotheciaceae
Exons: 3
Coding region: 1-303 (100 amino acids)
Source: RefSeq, a predicted model, not a curated record